Molecule: messenger RNA, 1681 nt
Organism: Bombus pascuorum
Lineage: Eukaryota; Metazoa; Arthropoda; Insecta; Hymenoptera; Apidae
Gene: BckdhB
Product: 2-oxoisovalerate dehydrogenase subunit beta, mitochondrial
Exons: 8
Coding region: 140-1267 (375 amino acids)
Biological process (GO): branched-chain amino acid catabolic process; response to nutrient
Molecular function (GO): catalytic activity
Source: RefSeq, a predicted model, not a curated record
GAACAAGGCUUUUACGAAAUUCAACAUUCAAACAACUAUGGGUCCUCGAGUUUUAAAAUACGAUAUUGUAUGUAAAUAGCGAUAACAUACUAAACCGAAUACAUUAUCGCCACGCUGCAUAAGCCGUCAUUUCGUUGCGAUGAUACUUAGUAAAUUGUCUACGCGUUUAAACGCGUCUCUAAUUCUCAAUUUCACGCAAAGAUCAUCGAUGUUACGCGACCAUGUCAGGUGGAUACAAUUCACGUAUUAUACCGACAAAACCAUCAUCGUCCCUGGUGAAACUGAAAAAAUGAAUAUGUAUCAAGCGAUAAACCAUGGACUUCGAAUAGCAAUGCAGAAUGACCCUGAUGCAGUGAUCUUUGGUGAAGAUGUCGCAUUCGGAGGAGUAUUUCGCUGUACGAUGAAUUUACAAAAGGAAUUCGGCAAUAAUCGAGUUUUUAACACGCCACUUUGCGAGCAAGGAAUCGCUGGCUUUGGAAUUGGUUUAGCCACCGUUGGUGUGACAGCGAUCGCAGAAAUUCAAUUUGCUGAUUACAUAUUUCCCGCUUUCGACCAGUUGGUAAACGAAGCAGCAAAAUUUAGAUACCGAAGUGGAGCGGAAUUCGAUUGUGGUAAAUUGACAGUUCGGACACCGUGUGGCGCUGUCGGUCAUGGAGGACUCUACCAUUCCCAGAGUCCAGAAGCUUAUUUCGCUCAUACACCAGGAUUGAAGGUACAAUUUAUCGUUAUGCCCCGCGGAGCGAAACAGGCGAAAGGUCUUUUGUUGAGCUGCAUAGAGGAACCGGAUCCCUGCAUCAUGUUCGAGCCGAAAAUAUUGUACCGUACCGCGAUCGACGAUGUGCCGACAGCUCAUUACAAGAUAGAGAUCGGCAAGGCUGAGGUUGUGAGAGAAGGUGACGCGGUGACACUCGUGGGCUGGGGUACUCAGGUGCACGUACUGUUGGAGGUGGCCGAUCUUGUCCAAGAGGAGCUCGGGGCGUCCUGCGAGGUGAUAGACCUCGUUUCUAUCCUGCCUUGGGACACGGAACUCGUUUGCAAGUCGGUGAAGAAGACUGGCCGCGUGGUAAUCGCCCAUGAAGCGCCGCUAACGAGUGGCUUCGGAGCAGAAAUAGUUUCAGUCGUUCAGGAAGAGUGUUUUCUACAUUUGGAAGCUCCGAUACAAAGGGUCACAGGCUGGGAUUGUCCAUUUCCGCACGUUUUCGAACCAUUUUAUCUACCAGACAAGUGGCGGUGCUUCGCGGCAGUCAGAAAGAUCCUGAAGUACUGAAGAACCAGGGCUAUUCUACUUAAGAACUUGUCGCAGUAGAAGACGCCAGAAACCUGUUGCCUCUGCGGACAUUACCCCACGACAACAACACGCAUGAGUAUCGAUUUUUGGUCUUCUUUCGCCUGCUUAAAAAUCAGUCCGAAGAAUUUCUGUUUCAUCAUUCUUGAUAGGAUGAUUCGAUCGAUAUACGUAGUUUAUUUUAAUUAACCGGUUUGUCAGCUGUUGUUUGAUUAUCAAUGAUGUGAAACUUGAUUGAAAAGAGGGGCAAUAUCAAGAUCGGGUUACGUUGUUUAUUGUGUAAUGUACAUUUCGACGAUAACAUUUCAAAGGACAAAUAACACGAUAUCAUUUGUAUUGUAAACUUGCGUUAUAUUAUUGUAUAAAAAAUAAAAGAUAAUUUUUUCGACAAAUGUA